CUCAGCCCGCGCUAACCACCCCCCCCAGCUGGCGGUCCGCCUGUAUAUCAGACCACUUCCUGAGGUUCCCGAUUAAACCCCCCUCCAGAUUGGCUCCCCUGAGGAGGGCUCCAUGGGUUCGUCGCCGCCGCUGCCGUUGCCGUUACGGUUGCUGUUGCUGCUGCUGCUGUCGUUGCUGUCCGUACGGCCUUGGUCGACCCAGUAGUUGGCUGCAGGCCUGCAAUCAAGGUCAAGCUCUAUCUAGGUAAAUGCGCCUGGGGACCCAUCUCCCUCCGUUUAGUCCGCCGGUGAUGGUAGCACGCUCCUCCCUGCCAGCCUUAUUGAUUGCAUGACCUUUCUCUUCCCGGCCUUGCCUCUUCCAUCGUCUGUCCAGUUCGCGCCGCCAUGGUCCUGGAGGAACCCCAACCCCAGCCUUAUGGAAAUACCACUUCCGGAGUCACGGCCGUCACACAGUCCAAGCCUGCAAGUGCAAGGCCCACUGUGGUCCGCAAGAAGUUUGCAAAGCCCCCCGUCAAAGUAGCUUGUCUGGCCUGUCGUGCUUCGAGGACACGUUGUGAUGGCCAAGAUCCGUGCACCAAUGUAGGUCUGCUUUCUUCUUUCAUCGCUGUCCUCGGCUUUAUAGUAUUUUGCAACGUUUGUAAUCUGUCGAGGGGUUUUUUUUCUCUCUUUCCGUUUUUCCGUUUUGUUUUCAAAUCCCUGUUUCAUUGGCCCGUGCACCGUCAUUGCUCUUGCUUGCUCUUUGAGCCUCAUUGCCCUUCGCCAGCAGUCCAACCCUCUGGGGUAUAUGAUAGGACAUGUGCUGAUGUUGUUGCCGUUUCAAAGUGUCUUGGCAAGAAGAAGAAGUGCUCCUAUUUGCCUAGUAAGCGAGGUGGUCCAAGGAAGAAGAAGAAGACGUCAAUAGCUGCAGACGCCCUCGUCCAACCAGACGAUGUCCAUAAUCCAACUGUCCCCCUGGUAUCUUCGGGGUUUGAUGAGUCUUCCGGGAUGUUUGGCCAGAUCGAUGUCCUCUCGAUUCCGGGAGCAGGGCUGAGAAGCCUGGAUUUUCCCCCGGGUGUCCAGGCCAUGUUUCCGGCUCUCUUCGUGCCCAAUGGCGAGCACAAUGCCCAUGUUCAGAUGGAGCCCACACCCUCUCCAUCAAACAUUCCAUCGCAGUCCUUGGUCAGGACGUAUGAGAGUGAUCCCGCCAUUCUGAACGCCUAUUAUGACUUUAUACACCACUAUUUCCCUAUCUUUCCGCCAAGGGUCACACCCCCUACUCCAGACCAGCCUUUGGAUUGCAUCGGUUCAUUUACGGAGUCACCCUCUGAGAAGCCCAUCCUCGCCUUCAGCUCACAGUCUCCCCUGAGUCUUGCAUUAUCAGCAAUCCUAGCUCUGAUUCCGCACCCAAAUGAUCCGGAGCCUUCCGGACCCGCGUCCGUCAUCCGCCGGCGGACAUAUGCGCAAACAUUUGCGCAAUUAGCAAAUGCUAGCAUCGAGUCCGAUUGUGAACUCCAUGCAUCAUCUACCGAUCCCGCCGAGGCGCUGUCAAGCGAGAGGCCUCUCCUUGAUCGCAAGCCAAUCCACUCUCGGACACCAGUCGAACUAGAAUGCGUCCUUGCACUUCUGGUGCUUUCAAUUUAUGAGUACACUCAGCGGGGAAAUCUCCUCAAGAUGAGGUACCGUGCUGGCCAGGCUUUGGCCAUAGCAUUGGACAUGUCUUUGCAUGCUCUCGGGGAUGAGUACGACGACUUCGCGGAGGCUCGACGAAGGGCUUGGUGGAUGACUUAUUAUUGUGUUCUUCAAGGGUCGAUUGUUAGCACCACGCCGCUCUCUAUUGUCGCGAAUGAUCCUCAGUUCGUCACUCCUUAUCCGCGGUUCUCUGCAGAUCCGGAUGGCUGGUCCGUGUUGAUCCAAGCUCAGCAAGUUCUUGUCUCGGCAACGCAAUUCGUUAUUGAUUUGAAUAAAUGUAUUUCAACGAGGACGAACAUGCAUUACAUCUACGAACGGAUGCAGCAACUUGACGCAUGGGCGAGUUCUGCGCUGGCGCGGUCCAAUCUGCUUCCCAUCGUGCCCCAGUCCGUGGCCUGCGGUGCCGAGAUAGAGUUCACGACAGCGCAAAGUAUACGCGCGAUAUCGCGAAUAAAACUGUCGAGCGCGCAAAUAAAGGUCCACCGUUUCAGGGCGUUCUCGGACAUCCCCAUUUUCAUCAAAAAGCACUGCGACCUCACCGCAGCCAGCACCACCAACGUAAUAGCAAAUGACCCUUCCAAAACCUCCCGAACCGAAGACGGGAUUGUCAACAUCGGAUGCUCCUGUAGUCUCGAGCCCUUCCAGCCCUCUUCAAGCGAAUAUACCCCCUCGGCAUCUUCUGGCGCAGCAUCCGAUUUCCAAUCCAUGUCGCAAUUUUCUUUCACCAGUGGAUUCCCCUACAGCAGCCAACAUUCAGCCAAGAUGUGUCUCCGAGCAUCUCUUCUGAUCUCGCGAAUGUUCCACUGUCUCCCCCUGCCGCAACCAAUCCUCAAGACCCAGCAGGGUCUGCAUCACAUGCUACCGAACCAGCUCCCGCGCACUAUGCCCUCAUUUGCUUGUUGUCUGAUGCAGGGCAGCUACGCCAUGCUGAUGAUAUUCUACAAGGCCCGCGUCGAGAAUCAAAUGCCCCCGGAUUCCUAUGGAAACAAUAACACCAAGACCAAUACCAAUAACAGUAAUCCUACCCCCUCGGACCGGCUCAUCGAGGAAAUCCGCCAGGGCCUGGAACGCAUCAUUACCACUGUCACCAACUACGCAAUCGCUUUCGAGGCGUUGGAUGGGAUGAGGGAUGAAAUCGAAGGAGCAUAUCACACGGCGUUUCCUCGCGUUCAGGCUCAAGUACAAGUUCCAGCUCAAGUUCAAGCGUAGACAUCGAAUUUAUUUUCCCAUGGUGGAUUACUUCUUCUUUCCAACUUCUUCCACACACUCUACCUUUUGAUAAAACCCCUCUAGCUAGCCAGCUAGCUAGAUAGUUAGUCUACCUGCCUUAAAUUUCUUGAUGCAGGGGAACUAGACCGAGCUGCGUAUAGUAUAAUAGUAAUAGUACUUACUAUAUACCAUAUUAUAUACGCAUGUUUUCCCC
Aspergillus heteromorphus CBS 117.55 is the source of this 3091-nucleotide messenger RNA. RefSeq lists its product as uncharacterized. The coding region runs from base 385 to 2877 and encodes 830 amino acids. Gene Ontology annotation, biological process: DNA-templated transcription; regulation of DNA-templated transcription. The transcript is spliced from 9 exons. Gene Ontology annotation, molecular function: zinc ion binding; DNA binding; DNA-binding transcription factor activity, RNA polymerase II-specific. The record is from RefSeq and is a predicted model, not a curated record. Lineage: Eukaryota; Fungi; Ascomycota; Eurotiomycetes; Eurotiales; Aspergillaceae.